AUGCAGUCCGAGCCACUGGACAGCAAAAUAUGUAUGUUGCCUUAUAAUACAAACACGGCAAACCAUGAACGAGUGUGGAACAGCGGCGGUAUCAUCAAAUAUUCGUUCCGGGAUAUCAAGUACAAAGGCGAUCAUUUAGCGUUAGAUUUUUGGUAUAAUUGGAUUAAAUACAAGGUCGCUUCGAGAAAUUUUAAAAAGGAGCUGAAUUGCUGCGAUGCGGUGAUUUGUUCCCUAUCUUUUGGCGCGAUCGAAAGGAAGGACUGCUAUACUGCUAUUCGGCUACGUGUAAUAAAACUGAAAUUAGUGAAGUACCGAUUUGUGUUUGUCACGAAUGUAAUAGACCACCCGAAACUGGUUGUUCACGUUACAUCUGAUGAACCAAUUUCCGUUAUGGUGAUUCAUGGCAAACCAGUCCAGUGGAGAGGACUGCAUCGAGAUCGUAAUAUUUUACCUGAUGAGAAUUCGAAUCAGCAUGUAACAACGUGGUAUUAG
Messenger RNA from Cercopithifilaria johnstoni, 492 nucleotides. NCBI's taxonomy places the organism in Eukaryota, Metazoa, Nematoda, Chromadorea, Rhabditida, Onchocercidae. The record is from the annotation of a GenBank genome assembly.